This is a messenger RNA of Rubroshorea leprosula, 1640 nucleotides long. Lineage: Eukaryota; Viridiplantae; Streptophyta; Magnoliopsida; Malvales; Dipterocarpaceae. The record is from the annotation of a GenBank genome assembly.
AAGGGUUUUACUUCCCCUUCCCUGCGGUCUCCCUUGAGUGCUCUGCGCCAACAAAUUACAUCACGGCAAAGACAGAUUUUGAAAGAGCUACAGAAAAAUGCUCAGAUCACAGGCCACUUUGCUCAUUCUUCUAUCACUUUUCUGCAUCUUCUUCAAUUCUUCCGAUGCACUUUACGGACCUUCAUCGCCAGUCCAUCAGCUUACUCCCUCCAACUUCAAAUCCAAGGUUCUAAAUUCCAAUGGAAUUGUACUGGUUGAGUUCUUUGCACCUUGGUGCGGUCAUUGUCAAGCUUUGACACCUACAUGGGAGAAGGCAGCUAAUGUCUUGAACGGUGUUGCUACUGUGGCUGCACUUGAUGCUGACGCACACCAGUCCCUUGCUCAGGAAUAUGGAAUUAGAGGAUUCCCUACAAUAAAGGUGUUUGCCCCUGGAAAGCCCCCAGUUGAUUACCAGGGAGCUAGGGAUGUGAAGCCUAUUGCAGAAUUCGCUCUCCAGCAGGUGAAGGCACUUUUGAAGGAUCGCUUAAAUGGAAAAGCAUCUGGAGCAUCCAGUGAAAAAUCUGAAUCUAGUGCAUCAGUAGAAUUGAAUUCCCAAAAUUUUGAUCAAUUGGUGAUAAAAAGUAAAGACCUUUGGAUUGUUGAGUUCUUUGCACCUUGGUGUGGACACUGCAAAAGGCUGGCUCCUGAGUGGAAGAAGGCUGCCAAUAACCUGAAGGGGAAGGUGAAGCUUGGUCAUGUUGAUUGCGACUCUGAGAAGUCUCUAAUGAGCAGAUUCAACGUGCAAGGAUUCCCCACCAUCUUAGUAUUUGGAGCAGACAAAGAUACCCCUAUUCCUUAUGAGGGAGCUAGAACUGCUUCAGCAAUUGAAUCUUUUGCUCUGGAGCAGCUUGAAACAAAUGUUGCACCAGCUGAAGUAACAGAGCUGACUGGCCCAGAUGUCAUGGAAGAGAAGUGUGGUUUGGCUGCCAUCUGCUUUGUUGCUUUCUUACCAGAUAUUUUGGACUCCAAGGCAGAAGGAAGAAACAAGUACCUUCAGAUGUUGUUAGCAGUUGCAGAGAAGUUCAAAAGGAGUCCUUACAGCUAUGUUUGGUCUGCUGCUGGUAAACAACCAGAUCUUGAGAACCGUGUAGGUGUUGGUGGAUAUGGUUAUCCAGCUUUGGUGGCGUUGAAUGUAAAGAAAGGAGCAUAUGCUACACUUAAGAGUGCAUUUGAGCUUGAACAUCUUGUAGAGUUUGUAAAAGAAGCAGGGCGGGGGGGUAAGGGCAACCUGCCUUUGGAUGGCAACCCUGUUAUUGUGAGGACAGAACCAUGGGAUGGCAAAGACGGACAGAUCAUUGAGGAGGAUGAAUUCUCUCUUGAAGAACUGAUGGUAGAAGAUACUGCAAGUAAGGACGAGUUAUGAUCCUUUUGGAAAAAAUGAAUAUGUUAAGAGUUUAGGCCUAAGGAAAGAACAUAAAAUGGAUUUUUUUGUUCCUUUUUAGAAAGUUAAAAUCGAGACUGUCUGUUUUAUGAGUUAACUAGCUUUACUAGAUUUAUGUCAAUCUUUCCAUGGUGAAAUGGUUUGUUCUCCAAUAUGACCCUUUUUAAGGAAACGUUUUUGAUGAUAUAUGCUGUGUAUGAUAUGCAAGGGUGUCAAAAUC